Molecule: messenger RNA, 975 nt
Organism: Mycena indigotica
Lineage: Eukaryota; Fungi; Basidiomycota; Agaricomycetes; Agaricales; Mycenaceae
Product: Short-chain dehydrogenase/reductase family protein
Exons: 6
Coding region: 1-975 (324 amino acids)
Source: RefSeq, a predicted model, not a curated record
AUGACCGACUAUCCUAUUUUCUCAUUCGAAACGACGGCAGAUGAAGUAGCGACUGCGUUUUCUAGCGAAAUAAAGGGCAAGAAUGUCCUCAUCACUGGGACAUCUCUCAACGGAAUUGGGUUUGAAGCUGCUUUGGCUAUUUCCAAGUACGCCAAUUUGGUCAUUAUAACCGGCUACAACGACGAGAGAUUGAAGCUGUCUGAAGACGCUAUCAAGAAGGAAGUUCCAGGAGCAAAUGUACGACGACUCGUCCUUGACCUGUCCUCCCUUGCAGCCGUGCGCCAGGCUGCUGUCGAAAUCAACGCUUAUACCGAGUCUCUUCACGUCGUCGUCCAUAACGCCGCCGCUCCAAUCGCGCGGUAUAAACGCACCGUCGACGGUCUCGAGAAUCAGAUCGCGGUGGCCCACGUUGGCCCAUUCCUCCUCACCAAACUCAUUCUUCCUAAAGUCCUCGCAUCCACCAGCGAAACUUACACUCCUCGCGUGGUCUUCGUCGCGAGUAGUGCACAUAAAUACGGACAGGGCGUUAAUCUGGAGCUCCUCAAAACGCCUGACGAGUCUAAGCAUCAUCCGGGAUAUGCUUACCUCCAGGCCAAGUCGGCCAAUAUUCUUACCGCGAUCGAGCUGGCCCGGCGGGCAAAUGGAAAGCUCCUGGCCUUCAGUCUCCACCCAGGAAUCAUCGAUACCAACUUCAACCAAAAGGACGACGCGAUCCCCGUCUUGCAGAGUCUGAAACUGCUUGACGCUAACGGGAAGCCCAACACGGUGGACUUUAAAUGGAAGACUAUCCCGCAGGGUGCAGCAACUACCGUUGCUGCUGCAUUUGACCCGCGCAUUACGGCAGACUCUGGCGCUUAUUUGGACGACUCCAAGAUUGCGACACAGACUGUUUCCCCUCACAGCACCGACCCAGCGAAUGCUGAGAGACUAUGGACUGCGACAGAGGAAGUUAUAGGCGAAAAGUUUGAGCUGUAA